Podospora bellae-mahoneyi is the source of this 1568-nucleotide messenger RNA. RefSeq names its product Ca(2+)-dependent cysteine protease. Gene Ontology annotation, molecular function: cysteine-type endopeptidase activity. Bases 222 to 1568 code for a protein of 448 amino acids. The transcript is spliced from 3 exons. Gene Ontology annotation, biological process: proteolysis. NCBI's taxonomy places the organism in Eukaryota, Fungi, Ascomycota, Sordariomycetes, Sordariales, Podosporaceae. The record is from RefSeq and is a predicted model, not a curated record.
AUGCCCCUCGUCAUUGCGCCGGGCAGUGAGGCAACCCGCAACUGCGCUGACCCGUUACUGCCACACCUGAGCUGAGCUGACCCACUGCCAUUAUUCAAGAAGCAAACUCCCAAAACAGUUUCUCUCUUGCUUUUCUCCCCGAUAUCUCUCUUUGAAACUGCCCUAACUGUCUCUGUCCCUUUCCAGUUCGUCCCCUUCGUUGAAGUAUCCAAGAACAAAACAUGUCGUACGGAGGUUAUCCCGGCCAAGGUUACGGUCCCAGCGGCGGCGGCGGCGGCGGAUAUCAGCAAAGUCCCCCUCCUCAGGGUUAUGGACAGUAUCCCCCUCCUCAACAAGGUUACGGCCAGCCGCCUCCUCAACACCACCAGCAAGGCUACGGCCAGCCUCCUCAGCACGGCGGAUAUCAGCAAGGCGGGUACCAGCAGGGAGGAUAUCAGCAAGGAGGCUACCAGCAGCAGCACGGCGGAUACCAGCCGCCUCAGCAGCAACAAUACUACCAACCUCCUCAGCAUCCUCCCCCGCCGCAUCUCGACUCCUACGGCUACCCAACUGCCGGUGGUGGAUAUGGCGGACACCGUGGGCAGUCGACGCGGGCCGGCCCGCCUCCUCCUUCGGGCCACCAAGAGUUCGGCCACGGAGCCCCCCCCGGCUAUACCUUCCAGUACUCCAACUGCACAGGAAAGAGGCGUGCGCUCUUGAUCGGUAUCAACUAUUUCGGCCAGGAAGGCGAAUUGCGCGGCUGCAUCAACGACACCAAGAACCUUUCUCAAUACUUGAUCGAGAACCACGGAUACAAGCGCGAGGAUAUGGUCAUCUUGACCGAUGACCAGACCAACCCCGUGAUGCAACCGACCAAGCAAAACAUCAUCAACGCCAUGGGCUGGCUCGUGGCGAAUGCCCAGCCCAACGAUGCGCUCUUCCUGCACUUCUCUGGCCACGGCGGUCAAACCGAGGACCAUGAUGGCGACGAGGAGGAUGGACACGAUGAGGUUAUUUACCCUGUCGACUUCAAGGAGAACGGCCAUAUUGUGGACGACGAGAUCCACUUCCACGUUGUGAAGCCCCUGGUCGAAGGCGUCCGGCUGACGGCCAUUUUCGACUCGUGCCACUCUGGCUCUGUGCUUGAUCUUCCAUAUGUCUACAACACCAAGGGUCUUCUCAAGGAGCCCAACCUGGCCAAGGAAGCCGGCGCGGGCUUGCUGUCGGCGGUGGGUGCGUAUGCCCGUGGCGACAUGGCGUCCGUGGCCACCAGCAUAUUCGGUCUCGCAAAGAGUGCCUUCAAGGGCAACGACGCCUAUGAGCACACCAAGCGCACCAAGACCUCACCCGCCGAUGUUAUCAUGUGGAGCGGCAGCAAGGACGAUCAGACCUCGGCCGAUGCCACCAUCAACUCUCAAGCCACGGGUGCUAUGUCCCAUGCCUUCAUCUCUGCUCUCAAGGCCAACCCCCAGCAGAGCUAUGUCGAGCUUUUGAACAACAUUCGCGAUAUCCUUGAGCGGGACUACUCGCAAAAGCCCCAGCUUUCGUGCAGUCACCCUCUGGAUACCAGCCUUCUGUUUGUCAUGUAA